This is a messenger RNA of Sorghum bicolor (sorghum), 960 nucleotides long. RefSeq names its product agamous-like MADS-box protein AGL80. The record is from RefSeq and is a predicted model, not a curated record. The transcript has a single exon. Gene Ontology annotation, biological process: positive regulation of transcription by RNA polymerase II. Gene Ontology annotation, molecular function: RNA polymerase II cis-regulatory region sequence-specific DNA binding; protein dimerization activity; DNA-binding transcription factor activity, RNA polymerase II-specific. Bases 1 to 960 code for a protein of 319 amino acids. NCBI's taxonomy places the organism in Eukaryota, Viridiplantae, Streptophyta, Magnoliopsida, Poales, Poaceae.
AUGGCUCGCAAGAAGGUGAACCUGCAGCGCAUCCUCAACGACGCGACCCGGCGCGCCACGUUCAGGAAGCGGCGCCAGGGCUUGAUGAAGAAGGCGAGGGAGCUGGCGACGCUGUGCGACGUGGACGCCUGCGUCGUCGUGUACGGCGAGGGCGAGACCCGGCCGCAUGUGUGGCCCGACGUGGCCACGGCGGCGCAGGUGCUGGCCCGGUUCAAGGCCAUGCCUGAGCUGGACCAGUACAAGAAGACCAUGGACAUGGAGGGACUCCUGGCGCAGCGCAUCGACAAGCAACAGGAGCAGCUCCACAAGGCGCGGCGCGAGAACCACGAGCGCGAGACCACGCUCCUCCUCCACGACGCCAUCGUGGGGCGCUGCCCGGGCCUCGCGGGCGUCUCCGUCGAGAACGUCGCCGGCCUCGGCUGGAUGGUGGAGAACCGCCUCGUCGUCGUCAACCAAUCCCUCGAGCGCCGCCGCCACCAGGCCCAGGCCGCCGCUGGCGCUGGGAAGCAGCAGGUCCAGGGUCAGCCGCCACUACAGGACAAGGACGACGUCGUCGUCGCCACCGCGCCGACGACCCUGCAGCUGCAGAUGCCGCCUCAGCAGGUGAGCCUGCUGCAGCCGCUGGUGCCCGCCUACAGCAUCUCCGGCGGCGGUCCCGCCGGACAGGCGGACGUUGUUCAUCAGGCGCCGCCGCUGAACCCGAGCCCGGACCCGGAGCCGCAGCCCAGCUGGCUGAUGGAACUGGCCAGUGCCGGGGACCUCGGCGCGCUCGUCUACAGCGGCUUCAGCGGUGGCCGUGGGAUGAGCUUCGGAGGCGCCGGCGGCGCCAGCACCAGCACCAGCACCAGCACCAGCGCCAGCGCUGGGGCGGCAGACAUGCUGCCGCCUCAUCUGGGCAAUUUUGGCGCCGGAUUUGGGUGGCCUGAUGCUCCUGGCCCUUCUUCUUUCCCUCCGAUGUAA